Myripristis murdjan (pinecone soldierfish) is the source of this 2751-nucleotide messenger RNA. RefSeq names its product solute carrier family 23 member 4 (gene slc23a4). The transcript has 12 exons. Gene Ontology annotation, biological process: transmembrane transport. The coding region runs from base 25 to 1884 and encodes 619 amino acids. NCBI's taxonomy places the organism in Eukaryota, Metazoa, Chordata, Actinopteri, Holocentriformes, Holocentridae. Gene Ontology annotation, molecular function: transmembrane transporter activity. The record is from RefSeq and is a predicted model, not a curated record. Gene Ontology annotation, cellular component: membrane.
CUGAGCCCACAGGCUGAAGCUGAUAUGACUCCAGAAAAGGAAAGCAAUGGCCUUGACAGCUACUCAUUUUCACUUGAAAGCCACUUCUGUGAUCUGCCCCAGAAGAAAGAUGGAGACGGACUGGACAUGUCAGCGGAGGAGGACAAGAACAAGUUAGCGUACUGUGUAACAGAUGUACCUCCCUGGUACCUGUGCAUCAUCCUGGGCAUUCAGCAUUGUUUGACAGCAUUUGGGGGGAUCAUUGCCAUUCCCCUAAUCCUGUCCCAGGGCCUGUGUCUGCAGCAUGACGGCCCCACGCAGAGUCACCUCAUCAGCACCAUCUUCUUUGUCUCCGGCCUCUGCACCCUGCUGCAAGUCACCUUUGGUAUCAGAUUGCCAAUCCUCCAAGGCGGUACAUUCACACUGCUAGCCCCCUCCAUGGCACUGCUGUCCAUGCCAGAGUGGACGUGUCCAGCCUGGACCCAAAACGCCAGCCUGGUCAACACCAGCUCCCCGGCCUUCGUGGAGGUGUGGCAGAGCCGAAUGAGAGCACUGCAGGGGUCCAUCAUGGUGGGCUCUCUCUUCCAAGUCCUUGUGGGUUUCUCGGGCCUCAUAGGCCUCUUCAUGCGCUUCAUUGGACCUCUCACCAUCGCACCCACCAUCUCUCUCAUCGGACUGUCUCUGUUUGACUCCGCUGGCACCAGCGCUGGCAAUCACUGGGGUAUCUCUGCCAUGACGACAGUGCUGAUCAUCCUGUUCUCCCAGUACCUCCGCCACAUUGCGGUGCCGUUCCCCACAUACAACAAAGACAAAAAACUGCACACCUCCCGGAUCUACAUCUUCCAGAUUCUCCCUGUUCUGCUUGGUAUCACUUUGUCAUGGCUCAUCUGCUAUAUACUGACAAAGUACAAUGUCCUUCCCUCUGACCCAGACCAGUAUGGCUACCUGGCCCGCACUGAUCUAAAGGGGGACGUCGUUGGCCAAUCUCCCUGGUUCAGGUUCCCUUACCCAGGUCAGUGGGGACUGCCAACCGUGAGCCUGGCGGGAGUGGUCGGCAUUUUGGCCGGUGUGAUUUCCUCCAUGAUAGAGUCUGUGGGAGAUUACCAUGCUUGCGCGAGGUUAUCUGGGGCUCCUCCUCCUCCAAAACAUGCCAUCAACAGGGGUAUUGGCAUUGAGGGGCUGGGCUGUCUGCUGGCUGGGGCCUGGGGCACCGGAAACGGCACCACAUCGUACAGCGAAAAUGUGGGAGCGCUUGGUAUCACAAAGGUCGGCAGUCGCAUGGUUAUAGUAGCCAGCGGCGUCUUGCUGAUGGUCAUGGGUGUGUUUGGUAAAGUAGGUGCUAUCUUUACCACCAUCCCAACACCCGUGGUCGGAGGGAUGCUGAUGGUCAUGUUUGGGGUCAUUUCUGCAGCUGGAGUUUCAAAUCUGCAGUAUGCGGACAUGAAUUCAUCUCGAAACAUCUUCAUCUUUGGCUUCUCAAUGUUCUCCGGUCUGGUUUUCCCAAACUGGAUAUUCAAGAAUCCCAAAGCCAUAGCGACAGGUGUGGUGGAGCUCGACCAGGUGCUGCAGGUACUUCUGACCACCAGCAUGUUUGUAGGCGGUUUCUUUGGCUUCAUACUGGACAACACCAUUCCAGGGUCCAAACAUGAGCGAGGCAUCCUGGCCUGGAACAAGGCUCACCAGAACGACUCCAGCAACACGCUGGAGAGCGGACAAGUCUACAACCUCCCCUUCCGUAUGAGCUCCUUGUUAUCCUCCUCCUCCUGGGUCCGCUACAUCCCUUUCUGCCCCCCCGGCAAGCCUCGCUCCCAGAACGGAUGUGACCAUGUUUCCCAUGUGAAAACCUGCCAGGAGUCCUCACUGCAGCCGCCCGCGAAUCCAGAGACCUUCACAGAUUAUUGUUAGCGUGGCUCUAUGAGUUGUGUGCUCGAUCCAACGUACCACUUUUUGGGAUUCCCCCGAAACCGUGCCAUCAGAGGCAGCUCGACAUGGACCUCCUGUCCUUUGCUAAAGAUACUGUACUGUAACAACAUGGUGCACAGUAUUUACAUGGCCUUUUGUGAUUUUUUUUUUUUUUAAAUUUGCAAAUUACAUCUUGCAUAGGAUUGGCUGGUGGGUGGACUUCUAUUAGGGAGCUUUGCAGGAUAUGUUGAAAUAUGAAUUGAGGUUGUGUAUUUUUUUUUUUUUUUUUUGUGAAAACUUAAAUUUAUAAUCCUGAAAGCUGUUUUGUUUUUUGUUUUUUACUGUAAUUUCUAUUCACAGAAAAUAACACUGUUGAGCGUAAUAUCCUGAACAGAUUUUGGAGGUUAAAAGCUUGAGUAUUUUUUAUUGUGUCUGAUCAGCCGUAGCAUGCUCUCGCUCCCCAAGAAGUGUUGAAAAGGUGUGAAUGGAAAUAAAUGCAAGAUGUCAAUAACUGUAUCCACACAUACACAUAGUAUCAUAUGGUUUUAAUAUACUGUUCCAAUGGAAGUGCCUAACACUUGAACCAACUUUUACUGUGACAGUCCGUUGAAUAAUUGCUUCAUUAUCAGUCCAUGCACAAUUUGUGGCGACAGUCCCUCACAUUCCUGCUUCAAAACAGGCAUUUUUUUCCCCCUCUCAGGUUCCUCUUAGCAUACCAACAUACCAGCAGAGGCAGCGUUUUAUUUUUUGUACACACCAGGUUGUGCCUGUAGAGAGGAGAAUGGAUGCUCACACUUUUUCGGACUUUCCAAAUGUUGAAUGUGAAUACUUAACUUCCUAUUACUUGUCCAAUAUAAAAGCUGAACUUUG